Messenger RNA from Haplochromis burtoni (Burton's mouthbrooder), 2011 nucleotides. RefSeq lists its product as uncharacterized. Gene Ontology annotation, cellular component: nucleus. NCBI's taxonomy places the organism in Eukaryota, Metazoa, Chordata, Actinopteri, Cichliformes, Cichlidae. The transcript has 6 exons. Bases 1200 to 1880 code for a protein of 226 amino acids. The record is from RefSeq and is a predicted model, not a curated record.
UGCCCUGCUUUGGGUUUGCUCUGGCACUGGAAUACUGCACCUUGUCCUUUGGUCUGUAGGUGCUGUUACAGACUCUGAGGAGCUGCACGUCACUCAUCCUGGCUGGGGAAAAGCUGGCGGUAUUUUGCGACAAUAAUGUUGCCAGUGCAAAAAGUGAAAUAGAACAGCCCAGUCUCAGUAUGUUCCUCUACAUUCUUGCUCUCAAACAGUGACCAGUCGGUAUCCAUGAAACAGUCCUGUCACAGAGACGGCCUGUUCUGGCCAGAUUUUAACCUUUUUUGUGAGAGGUUUGGAUCCAAUUUCUAAUUACUAACAGCAGUUUUAUUGAAAAGGCAUACAAAGCACAGGAGUUACAGUUUGUAAAUAAUUAUCAUUCUUCAAUAUAAAGCUACUCUCAUCGGCUGCCUUAGUCACGACAGGUAGCAGAGCAUGUUGAUUUCAUGGUCACGUGAAUCACUACACUAUGCAGCCAUCAUUGUUUAAUAUCGUUUUUUUUUUCUUUUAGAUCAUACACAAAAUCUUAAUAGACCCUGUUCAUAGCAGACACUGAGAAGUCCUAAUAGAGGAGCUGACAGUAACGAGUGUUCUUUCCCCAGUAAAAGCUUUGUGAUGUCUUGCUGAGGGAGUGCCUGCAACUCCAGCGCUGAAGCAGCUCUUGUGUCUUCCUCUGUUACACAUAAAAGAAAAAACCCUUUUCUUUGUCUCACUCAGUAAAAUCUGGGUCAGGCUUGUGCCCGUUCAGUCUGUGGCCAAACCCGACAUGACUCCUACGUUUUCCACAGGUCACCAGUGUCUAUAAACCAGCUCCGUAAGCUUGUCCCGACCCAACAACCAUUAACGUUAUCAGUGAUGAUGUGAUGAUUCGCGCACGUGACUCGCUCUUUGUUACAGACUCCACCUCUUUCACGUGAACGCGCUUUAAGCCGAAUUAGAAAAUCCAGGGUUAACAAAGCUCGCUGAUAGACAGCUCAAUGACACCGUUUACCUUUGCCCGCUUCUGGUUUUUUCGAGGCUAACUGAUGAUGGGACUCGUGCCGUAACUAACCGUGGCAUCGAUCAAGCUCGGCUUUACUCCGUCUCGCGACCGCGGGUUACGAUUUGAUUACUAAAUCUAGCAUUGAAACAUCUCGGAUAACUGCGCGUCCCCGCUCCUCCACAAAGGGAAGAUCAGUCGCACGCAGAAACCCGGAUCGAAAUCCAUGAACGCAGACGGAGAUUUUCAGAUAAUGAGGAAACAGGAGAGGGCGCAUUUUUUCAGCUCCAAAGAGCAGGAGCUCAUUCUGAAGUUGUAUGAAGAGGAGAGAGAGAUACUAACAGCUAAAUCCAACACCACCAGUGCCUCUAAACUCAGAGAGGAAGCCUGGCAGAGAAUUGCUGAUAAAAUAAAUGCGGUCUCAGACAGUGGCUACAAAAGGACAUGGCAGCAAGUAAAAGUCAAACACAAGAACAUUGUGCAAACAGCAAAAAGGAAAAGGGUUGCAAUGAUGAGAAACGAGGGCGGCUCGGCGACCCCGUCUCUGAACUCGGGUGAGGACGACGUGCUGCAUCACAAAGACAACGGGCUGAGGGUGGAGGUUCUCCCUGGAGGCGCCUGUAUUGACCCAGCAGCUGUGUCUGACAGCUCUUUCAUGAGCGUGUCGGGCCACCCUGUCCUGCUGCUGCCCAUAACAAAGACUGAACCAGAGAGCCUCAGCAGCGACGAGACGGACAUUAGUGACACUCAGUUUGAGGGGGACGUUCACGGCAGCAGCUUGCAGGAGGGCGCUAACGCGGCUGGGGCUACAGCUGGUGGCAGAAGUGGAGAGGUGAGGUCCAUUUGUCACAGCUGUCCUGUGCUAAUGAGAAGAAACGAAUGUAACAAGAGCGCAUGUUUUGUGUAAUCUGAUUCACAGAAGCAGACAGAAAACCUCAGGUCUCUCUACUGCUCCUACCUCAAGAAGGAGAUUGAGAACCGGGACCAAGAGAUGGCUUACAGAGCACUUAAAAUGAGGAAGCUGGAGAAAGAAAUCUU